Molecule: messenger RNA, 2171 nt
Organism: Jatropha curcas
Lineage: Eukaryota; Viridiplantae; Streptophyta; Magnoliopsida; Malpighiales; Euphorbiaceae
Product: Integrin-linked protein kinase family
Biological process (GO): protein phosphorylation
Molecular function (GO): protein binding; protein serine/threonine kinase activity; ATP binding
Source: RefSeq, a predicted model, not a curated record
GUGCCUUAUUGGACGCGUGAUUGCACGUUCCGCCACCAAAAAUUUUCAACGUCUGCUCUGUCCAUUACCCAAUAGCCACUGAGAAACUUAAGAGUUGGCACACACGGAGAAAGCACUUCCCUGGAAUUUUCCUUUUGAUUCCCUCUCUUUCUUCGUCCUUUGCGUAUAAAUUCCUUAUUUAGAUCCAAAACUUGAGGGUUUGUGGAUUCUGAAUUCAGCCUUUUCAGUUCUUAAGUUUUGAACUACAGUCUUAGAACUUUCAAGUGAAAAACCAAGUCUUUCCCCAACUGUCUCUUCUCCAGCUUUCUCAAUUUCAGGGUUUGGGUCGUCAAAUACAUUUCCCUCUGUUCACUGUUUAGACUUCAGAGUUUAAGCUUUGGGUUUAGCUUCUUAUUCUUGAUUCUUGAUUGAGUGAAAGGUUUACAGAUAAAAAUUCUUUCUUGCUCAUUGUACAUUUCAAGAGCACCAAAAAUUUGAAAAAACAGACCAAAAGGGGUCCAGGUUUUUUGGAUUGAAGCUCUAUAUUAGUUGGCUGAGAAACCAAGAGAUCAGAAUUCAAAUUCUUGAGAUUUUUCUUUUGGUGGAUUUUAAUUUGAAAUGGAAGGGAAGAGCUCAGUAAGAUUCACCCUAGGGAAGCAAUCGUCUUUAGCACCAGAACGCCACGGAGAGGGUUUGGAUGCGGAAAAGGAAGAGUUAGUGGAUAUCGAUCCAGGUGUGCGACUAAUGUACUCGGUCAAUGAGUGCAAUUUGGAUGGGAUUCGCGAGCUCUUAGAUUCAGGUAUUGAUGUAAAUUUUCGCGAUAUCGACGACCGGACUGCGCUUCAUAUUGCUGCUUGCCAAGGCUUUCCUGACGUCGCCACUCUGUUGCUCGAUAACGGUGCCGAGAUUGACCCCAAAGAUCGAUGGGGGAGCACGCCUCUUGCAGAUGCUAUCCACUAUAAAAACAAUGACGUGAUCAAGCUUUUGGAGCAGCGUGGUGCAAAGCCUCUGAUGGCUCCUAUGCACGUCAAUCAUGCUCGGGAAGUCCCAGAGUAUGAAAUUAAUGCUGCCGAGCUUGAUUUUACUAACAGUGUAGAAAUAACAAAGGGAACCUUUCGUAUAGCAUCAUGGCGUGGAAUUCAAGUUGCUGUUAAAAAGCUUGGGGAGGAUGUAAUUUCUGAUGAGGAUAAAGUUAGAGCAUUCAGAGAUGAGCUUGCAUUGCUUCAGAAGAUACGACAUCCAAAUGUGGUCCAAUUUCUGGGUGCUGUUACUCAAAGUAGUCCUAUGAUGAUUGUGACCGAAUAUCUUCCCAAGGGAGACCUUUGUGCUUUCUUGAAGAGAAGAGGAGCAUUAAAACCAUCAACAGCUGUGAGAUUUGCACUUGAUAUUGCAAGGGGGCUGAAUUAUUUACAUGAGAACAAACCUCCAAUAAUUCACCGUGAUCUUGAGCCUUCAAAUAUAUUGCGGGAUGAUUCUGGACAUCUAAAAGUUGCAGAUUUUGGAGUUAGUAAGUUGAUUACUGUUAAAGAAGACAAGCCUCUAACUUGUAAAGACACUUCUUGCCGGUAUGUGGCCCCAGAAGUUUUCAAAAAUGAAGAAUAUGACACCAAAGUGGAUGUCUUUUCCUUUGCUUUAAUUUUGCAGGAGAUGAUUGAAGGCUGCCCACCAUUUUCUGCAAAGCAAGAACAAGAAGUUCCAAAUUCAUAUUGCGCAAAAGAGCGUCCACCUUUUAGAGCUCCAACAAAGCACUAUUCACAUGGACUUAAAGAGUUGAUUCAGGAGUGUUGGGAUGAGAUUCCAGCUAAGCGUCCAACUUUCAGGCAAAUAAUAACAAGACUGGAGUCCAUUCACAACAGUAUUGGUCAUAAGAGGCGCUGGAAGGUUAGACCAUUAAAGUGCUUUCAGAAUCUGGAGGCCAUGUUGAAGAAAGAUCUUAGUCUAAGUGGCCGGAGUCGUUCUUCCCGCUCCACCAAUUAGAUUACCAGGCUGCAGAAAUUAUGUAAAAGGAUUCUUCUAUAAUUUGGAGCACAGCUUUCUUUUGUUGUAAUUUGCCGGUCAUUGGAUUUGAUUUCUUCCAAGUGUUGCUCUCCCAUGGAAUUUGUGGGUUGAGCUUGACAAUCAUGCUGUAUGUGCAAUGUGUAUAUUAACAGUAGUGGUGGGGUGGUUAAUGUCCAUUUUGCGUAUGAUAACAA